GCCGCUCCAUUUUGUCUCUCCGUGUGUCAACCCUACCCCACCGCCGCCAUCCUCAUCGCUUCCCCCCGCUUCCGGGGGCGGGCAACUUCUCACCGCGUCCACGCGUCUUUCUUCUCUUCGACCUCGCGACCGGGUCCGGCUUCGUCGCUGGCACCUCGGACGGCGGCUCCGAAGCUCCAGGAGCUAGGUGGGAGAGGACCGGCGUGGAGGUCUUCCCUCCUCGCUGACAUCCGCUGACCAAGGAUUUGGAAAUGGAAAAGCAUGGUCGAAAACCUGAACCCAACAUCUUUGCAAGCGUAUGGCGUUUCUUGCGUAGGUGCCUCUUUCUUGUGCUCGCCCUUGGUCCUAUGCCCAACCAUAUCGCAUUCAUCAUGGACGGGAACCGGAGAUACGCCAAGCGAAGGAAUGUGAAAGAAGGCACCGGUCAUGGUGUUGGAUUCACGACUCUUACCUCUAUUUGUCAAUACUGUUAUGAAAUGGGCGUGAAGUAUGUGACCGUGUAUGCUUUCAGUAUUGACAACUUCAAGCGAAAACCAGAGGAGGUCCAGUCGCUUAUGGAUCUGAUGAAGGAAAAGAUUGAUGAGUUGUUAGAGGAGGAUAGCAUUGUGCAAAAAUAUGGUUUUAGGAUCAACUUCUGGGGAAGCCUGGACCUGUUGAGUGAGCCGGUAAGGUUGGCAGCUGAGAAGGUAAUGACACACACUGCCGAUAACACUGGGCCAGUUCUCUCGAUCUGCGUCGCCUAUACUUCCACCAAUGAGAUCAUGCGAGCCAUCAAAAAAUCGUGUGCGAGGAAGAGCUUCAGAACACAAGGGUAUGUGAAUUGUGACGGUGAAUCGGUGUGCGAGGACAACAACGGUUACGUUACUGUGGCUGAUUUAGAGGAGAACUUAGACACUGCUGAUUGCCCAGACCCUGACAUUGUUAUUAGGACAUCAGGGGAGGCUCGGCUGAGUAAUUUUCUUCUUUGGCAGACUUCGUUGAGCCACUUGCAAAAUCCAAACCCGCUGUGGCCUGAAUUUUCUCUUAGGAACCUAGUCUGGGCUAUCUUGGAGUACCAGAAGAUCUAUCCUUACUUGGAAGCAAGGAGAAGACUGGCUAAGAAGGAAAACUAAACCUGCUUAUGAUGCUUUGCUUUUGAGGCUUGUCAUGCUAUUCUGGAUGUUAUUGUACACUGUGGUUUUGAGCUUGUUUAUCAUCAUCAUGUGGGAGCACUGCUCUUGAGCCUUGCCUUCCAAGUAUCAUUUAGUUUGGUUGCUUUGUUGUCGCAUUGAAGUGAUGGAUCAAUGGUGGCGUCCCUCCAUCUCCAAUGUGAGAUUGAAAAGGAAGGAUGUACUGAAGAUUAUUAUUCUUGUGAACAGAGGCAUUUUGGUUGGAACA
Molecule: messenger RNA, 1377 nt
Organism: Musa acuminata AAA Group (dessert banana)
Lineage: Eukaryota; Viridiplantae; Streptophyta; Magnoliopsida; Zingiberales; Musaceae
Product: dehydrodolichyl diphosphate synthase CPT3
Exons: 2
Coding region: 252-1112 (286 amino acids)
Biological process (GO): polyprenol biosynthetic process
Cellular component (GO): endoplasmic reticulum
Source: RefSeq, a predicted model, not a curated record